AAGCCAGGAGCCAGCCAGUUCUUCCGGGAUAGACCAUGGUAUUAUAAACGUGAGGUACGGUCAUUUGGUUGUUUUGUGGAACUACUGCAGAAUGAAGGAAAGAAGGAGGGAGGUGGCAGUGAUGGGCAGAAGUGCUCCUGUCGGACAGAAUUGGCCCCUGGAGUCUCGCUGAUUGUACAGCAAGGCGACUUGACACGGUUUCCUGUUGAAGUGGUGGUGAAUGCCGCAAAUGAGGACCUCCGUCUCAGUGGGGGCCUGGCUGCUGCUCUUUCAAAGGCAGCGGGACCUGAGCUCCAAGCAGACUGUGACCGGAUAGUCAAGAAAAAGGGUAAGAUUGCAAUUGGCCAUGCCACCAUCUCGAAAGCAGGAAAGCUCCCAUACCAGCAGGUGAUCCACGCAGUAGGACCCAAGUGGAACAGCAGUGAUGUUCUGGGGUGUGUGUUACAGUUAAAGAAUGCCGUG
Myotis brandtii (Brandt's bat) is the source of this 462-nucleotide messenger RNA. RefSeq names its product poly [ADP-ribose] polymerase 14-like. Gene Ontology annotation, biological process: negative regulation of gene expression. Lineage: Eukaryota; Metazoa; Chordata; Mammalia; Chiroptera; Vespertilionidae. The transcript has a single exon. The record is from RefSeq and is a predicted model, not a curated record. The annotation marks the transcript as partial. Gene Ontology annotation, cellular component: cytoplasm; nucleus. Gene Ontology annotation, molecular function: transcription corepressor activity.